Striga asiatica is the source of this 615-nucleotide messenger RNA. NCBI's taxonomy places the organism in Eukaryota, Viridiplantae, Streptophyta, Magnoliopsida, Lamiales, Orobanchaceae. The record is from the annotation of a GenBank genome assembly.
AUGGAUCGUAAGAUCGGCCUUCAUCGGCGGCAAUUGAGCUCAAGUCGGUGGUCGUCCCCCGGUCGCCUGACCUCCGCCCGGCUUCACGCGCCUCCCUCAUCGCUCGUUUCAGUUGCCGGCCCUCGGGAUGAAGCGGGUGUGGGUGUUCAGAGCUCCGCUGAUGGUGGGUCUGGGGAGGACCAUCGUUCUGUCCUUCGGCCAGUGGUGAUGGCAGAGGUGGGGUUGUGGUGGGUGGAGGAUUGUGGAGGAUCCGGUCGGACGGAUGGUUCCUCUGUUGUUCGGCGGCGAUGGUGUCGGACGGCCGAAGCUCCGCUGCGCUUCCAGCCUUCUUCCAUUUCCUUCAGUGUUGGGUCUGGGGUGGAUCAUUGUUCUGACCUCCGGCCAGUAGUGAUGGCAGAGGUGGGGCAGUGGUGGGUGGCGGUGGCGGCUUCGGUUGGUUGGGGACGUGGUUGCAGCCUCGGCAUCUUCAUGGUUCGGGGGCUCAACGGAACUCGGCUAAAUAAUUUAUCAAGUGAGACCUUGCAAAAACUUUCCAACUUUAACACUCCAAAACUCCCCAAGUUUCGGUCAAAGGCUCCAAGAAAAACCCAGUGCCUUAGCCGUUUACUUCCUUGA